This is a messenger RNA of Ahaetulla prasina, 4299 nucleotides long. It is a transcript of the gene TUBB3, whose product is annotated as tubulin beta 3 class III. Bases 804 to 3971 code for a protein of 1055 amino acids. Lineage: Eukaryota; Metazoa; Chordata; Lepidosauria; Squamata; Colubridae. Gene Ontology annotation, cellular component: microtubule; membrane; cytoplasm. Gene Ontology annotation, molecular function: GTP binding; structural constituent of cytoskeleton; GTPase activity. The transcript is spliced from 7 exons. Gene Ontology annotation, biological process: G protein-coupled receptor signaling pathway; microtubule cytoskeleton organization; axon guidance. The record is from RefSeq and is a predicted model, not a curated record.
CUCAUCCCGUGGCAGCCUGGCCAAGCUGUCUCUGCUGCCACCCGUGACCCACAUUCCUCUGCUCCCCCUUGCAAGCCCAGGUGACCACCCUCCUCUCUCGUUCUUGGUUUUCUGGAGCUUCGUCUUUGAGAAUAGCCGUCCCGUCUCCUCAGUGUGCUUAUGAAGGCCCAGCUCAUCCAGACCGUUUCAUAAUACCUCCCUGCCAUUCAAAGUGCUCGCCGCCUGACUUGUUAUCAUGUGGAUCACCCUCCACCCUUCUGCCAAAGGAGGAGCUGAAUCUAUUCCUUUAACAGGAGGGGAAAGAAAGGGUUCUUUCUUUGCCGUUCAGUUUUGCUAAUCAAUUUUGGAGGCAGGGACAAAUUCAGCGAUUAGAACAUUAGGAAGGAAGCCAGAGGAACUUUGACAUGGAUACAACACUUCCCAAGAAAGAAGCCGGCGGGAUCACUCUCCUGAGCUCCAUAGGCUGAAGAACAAAGGCGACCUGCAGAAACCGAGAAGAACAGCCAAGAGGCCAGCGCUCUGGGAUUCCUGGAAUCGAGUCCCAGUGGAGAAGUCCUUCCGGGAGCCCGUGAAGCGUUGCUGGCUUUGCCAUCUUGGCUGCUUUGUUGGAGAGCUGAUCUCACAGAGCUGAGACUUUCUGGGAGGAAAGCUGCUGACGGAGGAACCUGCAGCCCACAGGUGAGUGUUUGGGGCACCCAAAGAUACUGGCACUCAUCCUAAAACGCUUCUGAAAAGAAAAGCUCUUCCAAAAUCGGUGGGGGCCACCUUUUAUUUUUCAUAAGUAGCCCCACAAAGCAUCCACGAUGCCAGAGUUGUCCCCCAUGAGGGUCCAUUUGGACUUCCCCAAUGGCACCAUGGAUCUUCUUGGCAACUGGACCAAUGAGACCUUCUGUGCCAACGAGCAGCAAGUGGUGAUCCCCAGUGAACUCUUCUUGACUCUGGGAGCGAUGAGUUUCGUGGAGAACCUGCUGGUGGUGGCUGCCAUUGUCAAAAACCGGAACCUUCAUUCCCCCAUGUAUUACUUCAUCUGCUGCCUGGCUGUUUCAGACAUGUUGGUGAGCGUCAGCAACCUGGUGGAGACCCUCUUCAUGUUGCUCAUAGAGCACGGGAUGCUGCUUAUAGAGCCCAGCCUAGUCAAGCAGGUGGACAACGUCAUGGACAUGCUGAUCUGUAGCUCCUUGAUGUCCUCGCUCUCCUUCCUGGGCGUCAUCGCCAUGGACCGCUACAUCACUAUCUUCUAUGCCUUGCGCUAUCACAGCAUCAUGACCAUUCAGCGGGCCGCCAUCCUCAUGGUGGCUGUGUGGCUGGUCAGCAGCGUCUCCAGCAUCCUCUUCAUCAUUUACGACAGCACAGCUGUCCUCAUGUGCCUGGUGGCUUUCUUCCUCUCGGUGCUGAGCCUCAUUGCAGGGCUCUACAUCCACAUGUUCGUGCUGGCACACCGGCACGCCAGACAGAUUUCAACCAUGUAUGGCAAGCAGCAUGCACCCCAAUUUACCAGCAUGAAGGGGGCCAUCACCCUCACCAUCUUGCUGGGGGUUUUCUUGAUUUGUUGGGGACCCUUCUUCCUCCACCUCAUCCUCAUCCUCAUCUGCCCCAGUCGUCCUGCCUGCAAGUGCUACUUCCGCUACUUUAGCCUCUACCUCAUCCUCAUCAUCUGCAAUUCAGUGGUGGACCCCAUAAUUUAUGCUUUCCGGAGCCAAGAGCUCAGGAGAACGUUGAAAGAGGUGGCCCUGUGUCUCUGCCAGCCAGCGAGCGGAUCCAGGUGGGCGGCAAGGAGGGCUGGGAAGCAGGGACAGAGCCUGAGACAGUCCUCGCUGCCGGUCAGAUCUCCAGAGCUCAUCAAGAUGCCGAGGAGGGAAGGCCGGGGUUUACGCCGGGCCUCGCUGUUUGAGCGGCAAAGCUCGCCAGGGAGAGGCGUGGGAGGAGCACGCGUGGAAAGACCGGCUUUUCUGAGGCCUCCGGCUGGAAUCGCGUCCCGUACCAGCAGCGCCUGGAGCGUCCGCUGGGGCAAACGAGGGGAAGGGCAGCUCCCGCAGCCUCGUAGAUCCUCAGGAGCGGCUAGGAGGGGUUUUCUGCUCGGAGGGAGCGCAGCCCCUCCGGCCCGGCCCAAACGCCGCCUGCCCCGCCUCCUGAGCCGGGGCCAGGGUCGGGACGUCAGGCUUUGUUCCCCUCCCGCAGGGGAGCCGCGGUGCAGACACAAAGAAGAGGAAGGCCAUGUCCCCUCCCUUUGCCCCCCUCUGGAGAAGCGGGCGGGGGCCUGGCUUCCUGGCCCUGCUUCUUUGGGAUGCGGGCGCCUGAACAAAGGGCGGGAGCCGCCCAAGAAGCGCUCUUCUUCAGCAGAGCCUCGCUGCGUAAAGCGUGGAGGAAGCGAAGCGCCCGAUCCCAAGGAGCCAAACCCAACGCCACCUCUUCGCCUCCUGCAAGCGCGCCUGGUCCUGAUGCUGCAGCCGGUGCAGUAUUUUGCAGCGGCGCCUCCGGAUUGGCCGAGGCGUCCGCGAAACCCGCCGCCAGAGCCCGGCCGCCUCCUCCAAUCGCUCCGCGCCCACCGCUCCUGCCGCUGCCCGCCGCCCUCCAGCCCGCCACCGCCGCCGUCGCAGCAGCCCCGCCGCCGGUGCAGCAUGAGAGAGAUCGUGCACAUCCAGGCGGGCCAGUGCGGCAACCAGAUCGGAGCCAAGUUCUGGGAGGUGAUCAGUGAUGAGCAUGGGAUAGACCCCAGCGGGAACUAUGUCGGGGAUUCUGAUCUGCAGCUGGAAAGGAUCAGUGUGUACUACAACGAAGCCUCCUCUCACAAAUAUGUCCCCAGAGCCAUCCUGGUGGACCUGGAACCUGGCACCAUGGACAGUGUUCGUUCGGGCGCUUUCGGACACCUCUUCAGACCAGACAACUUCAUCUUUGGUCAAAGUGGUGCAGGGAACAACUGGGCUAAGGGCCACUACACAGAAGGUGCCGAGCUGGUGGAUUCCGUCCUGGAUGUAGUGAGAAAGGAAUGUGAAAACUGCGACUGCCUGCAAGGCUUCCAGCUCACUCACUCCCUUGGUGGAGGCACAGGAUCUGGCAUGGGGACCCUUCUUAUUAGCAAAGUCCGUGAAGAAUACCCAGACCGGAUCAUGAACACUUUCAGUGUGGUGCCUUCCCCCAAAGUAUCUGACACUGUGGUAGAGCCUUACAAUGCCACCCUGUCUAUCCACCAGCUGGUGGAAAACACAGAUGAGACCUACUGUAUCGACAAUGAAGCCCUCUACGACAUCUGCUUCCGGACCCUCAAGUUGGCUACCCCGACCUAUGGAGACCUCAAUCACCUGGUUUCUGCCACCAUGAGUGGUGUGACCACCUCUCUGAGAUUCCCAGGGCAGCUCAAUGCAGAUCUGCGCAAACUGGCAGUCAACAUGGUUCCCUUCCCUCGCCUCCACUUCUUCAUGCCCGGCUUCGCUCCCCUGACAGCCCGCGGGAGCCAACAGUAUCGAGCCCUAACUGUGCCUGAGCUCACACAACAGAUGUUUGAUGCCAAGAACAUGAUGGCCGCCUGCGAUCCUCGCCAUGGUCGCUACCUCACUGUGGCCACAGUCUUCAGAGGACGCAUGUCCAUGAAGGAGGUGGACGAGCAGAUGCUCGCCAUUCAGAGCAAGAACAGCAGCUACUUUGUGGAAUGGAUUCCCAACAACGUCAAGGUAGCCGUAUGUGACAUCCCACCCCGUGGCCUGAAGAUGUCCUCUACCUUCAUUGGCAACAGCACCGCCAUCCAGGAGCUCUUCAAGCGCAUCUCAGAGCAGUUCACGGCCAUGUUCCGGCGCAAAGCCUUCCUCCAUUGGUACACGGGGGAGGGCAUGGAUGAGAUGGAGUUCACGGAGGCCGAGAGCAACAUGAACGACCUGGUCUCCGAGUACCAGCAGUACCAAGAUGCCACCGCUGAAGAGGAAGGGGAGAUGUACGAAGAUGAUGAAGAAGAGUCUGAAGCCCAGGGUGCCAAGUGAAGGCCUGGCUGGGAGCCACCCUCCACCCUCCCUAGGAAGAAGCUGCCCUUGGCACCAUCCCAUGGCUCAUCUUCAUCUGCCAACUUUCCCAUCUGAUGAGUUUUAGACAACCAGCUUCUAGCUACUUCUGAUUCAAGCGUUCCAAAUUUUAAAAUUCAGUAUUUCACCAUCUUUUCUUCCUGCUCCCCAAUCUCCAGCUUUUUGAGUUAGUGCAAGUCCCAAAGUUAGUCACUUUGGUAGAUUCAAGGAUCAUGUUCUUUACUUUUUACUGGUCUGUGUCUAUUUUUAUGUUUUGGAAAACUUAAUAAAUUUGUUGCUGUCCAGCUUG